Messenger RNA from Aspergillus ochraceoroseus IBT 24754, 2440 nucleotides. RefSeq names its product cellobiose dehydrogenase. Lineage: Eukaryota; Fungi; Ascomycota; Eurotiomycetes; Eurotiales; Aspergillaceae. The coding region runs from base 1 to 2352 and encodes 783 amino acids. The record is from RefSeq and is a predicted model, not a curated record. The transcript is spliced from 10 exons. Gene Ontology annotation, molecular function: flavin adenine dinucleotide binding; oxidoreductase activity, acting on CH-OH group of donors.
AUGAAUCUCUUUACACGCCGAUUAGCGGCUGCGGUUGCGGGCAGUUCCAGUCCGCCGACCCUCUACACGGACUCUGACACCGGCAUCACGUUUGAUACGUGGACCGUGGCCGCGAGUAGCUCUGCCGCGGGCCUAACCUUUGGCAUGGCCCUCCCGGGAGAUGCUCUGACUACUGAUGCAACCGAGUUCAUCGGGUACCUGUCUUGCAACUCGGCCAACGGCAAAGGAACAGGCUGGUGUGGUCUAUCCAUGGGCGGAUCCAUGACCAGCAAAUUACUGCUGAUGGCUUAUCCAUCGGGCGACCGGGUGUUGACCUCCUUCCGCUUCAGCUCUGGAUAUGUCAUGCCGGACCUCUAUACGGGUAACGCCACAGUCACGCAGAUCUCGUCCAGCAUCAACGCAACCGGCUUCACGCUGCUCUUCCGUUGCCAGAACUGUCUUGCCUGGGACCAGGGCGGUACGACUGGCAGUGUCUCAACGAGUGCUGGCCAGCUGGUCCUGGGCUGGGCACAGGCUAAGAAGAGUCCCACGAACGGUGCUUGCCCUGGCGAUUUGUCUCUUGUGCAACAUGAGGCCCAGAGCAUCUGGGCUGCGAAGUUUGAUAAGAACGCCGCCAGUUCUUCGUAUGAGGCUUGGACGAAGCUGGCCACUACUGUUGUUACGGGUGAUUGCGAUGGUAGUCCCGGUGGUGGCGGUAACGGCACUGAGCCUGUUGGCACGCCAGUCCCUGAUGGUGCGGUAUACGAUUAUAUUGUUGUUGGUAGCGGCCCCGGUGGAAUGGUUAUGGCGGACCGGCUGAGUGAAGCCGGGCACAAGGUGCUGCUGAUCGAGAAAGGACCUCCGUCCCUGGGUAUUUGGGGGGGCACUAUGAAGCCCGCCUGGCUGGAGGGCACCGAGUUGACGCGGUUCGAUGUGCCUGGUCUUUGCAACCAGAUCUGGGUCGAUUCUGACGGCAUCGCAUGCCCGGAUCAUGACCAGAUGUCGGGAUGUCUGUUGGGAGGAGGAACAGCGAUCAAUUCUGGGUUAUGGUGGAGCCCCUACUCUAAGGACUUUGACGAGAAUUUCCCCGACGGCUGGAAAUACAACGAUAUGAAAAAGGCCAUCAGUAAGGUCUUCUCUCGUAUCCCGGGUACAAUCCAUCCGUCUAUGGAUGGUUUCAUCUACCUCCAGGAAGGACCAAGCGUGAUCAUGAACGGUCUUCUCGCGGCGGGAUGGAAAAUGACCUCUUUUGAUGACUCCCCUGAGGAGAAAUACCGCAGCAUAGGCUACUCGCCUUACAUGUUCUCUAAUGGCCAACGCAACGGUCCCCUGGCUACUUACUUGGUCACUGCCCAUGAGCGCAGCAACAUGGACAUGUGGUUGAAUACCACCGUCCGUCGUGUGAUCCGGGACGGGAGCAGGAUCACAGGGGUCGAGGUCGAGCCCUUCCUCGACGGUGGAUCCCAGGGCGUGGUUAAUAUUACUGCCUCAAGUGGGCGCGUUAUUCUUUCUGCCGGUGCCUUUGGAUCGCCCAAGAUUUUGUUCCGAAGUGGAAUCGGACCCAAGGACCAGCUGACUGUUGUGAAGAAUUCCGCCUUGGAUGGUGACACUAUGAUCAACGAGUCGCAGUGGAUUGAGCUGCCUGUUGGCAAGAACCUGAUGGAUCAUCCGAAUACCGAGGUGGUGGUGCAACAUCCGGACAUUAUCCCCUAUGACUUCUACGGGGCCUGGGAGAACCCGAUUGAGGGAGACAAGGAGAGAUAUCUCACCAACCGGACCGGACCUUUAGCCCAGGCCGCUCCUAACGUCAACCCAAUUUUCUUCGAUCAAGUCACCGGCCCAGACGGCAUUACCCGACAGCUCGAAUGGCAGGCCCGCGUGGAGGGCAGUCACAAUAUCCCGGAUGGCCACACAAUCACAAUGACCCAAUAUGUGGGACGCGGCCAAACCUCGCGAGGCCGGAUGACAAUCAACGCGCAGCUCAAUACUGUCGUCUCGACACUUCCCUGGCUGACGGAUCAGAACGACGUGGAUGCCGCCAUUCAGGGCAUUGAACGCCUGCAGGCAUCUCUGAAGAACGUGACAGACUUGACAUGGGCGUUCCCGACAGCUAACGUCUCGAUCCCGGACUUUGUGAAUAGUUUGCCGUCUACAGGACGGGGAUCCAAUCAUUGGAUGGGGUCUUGCAAAAUGGGCCCUGACGAUGGCCGAGAUGGCGGCUCUGCGGUCGUGGAUCUCAACCUGAAGGUAUACGGAACUGAUAAUCUGUUUGUCGUGGACGCAAGCAUCUUCCCGGGAAUGAUUAGUGCGAAUCCCUCGGCGUAUAUCACCUCUGUAGCGGAGAGGGCGGCGGAAAGAAUUCUGGGUUUGUAGGCUGGGUGAGAGGUAGUUCGUUGUAUAUCUAUAGCGCUUGAGUUCUUUGUACAGCUGCGGCUUUGGUUCUUGACUAUUGCAUGUGUAG